CCAAUUCCGGGGAAAAGAACGUGGGCUUUAUUGAAAAUGUCGGUGUGUUGUGGAACAGAGAGUCGCUCUACUCGAGGGAUGGAUUACAUCCAAACGUGAAAGGCUCACGCGUGCUAGCAGCUAACCUUCACUACACAGCGACAUGCAGCCAUUGCCGUGUCCGUCCUCGAGAAUGACUGCCUCUCUCAGCCAUCUGUCCACUUCCGGUUGAAUCUACGAGCCCUCUGACAGAGAAAGUUAAACAGGGUUGUAUUUAAAGCCACAACAGAUCAGGACUACGAGCUCAGACGACGGCAGAAGGGAUUCCACACCAAUACUGAACCGUAGCCUAACAGGUCGACCAUGUCGGAAAGUCAUCUAAUGGGCUUUUUAGUCCUCUUUCUCUCAGUCCUUCCUACUGAAUCAACUAUUGGAAUUCUCAACUCAAUCAACGACCUGAAGAAAAUCCCCUUCGGCCAAUCGGUGCCCAAGCACAGCCUUGUGCUGCUCCACUGGUUUGCCAGCACCAUAGAAAUAGAUAACAACGACGCGAUAGAGCUGACCUUUGAACCAAACCAUGGAGACUAUGGCACUCAUCACUAUGGAAACUAUGAGGGAGUCCUGGAUCAACUGCCCUUCGGCCACCGGUACUACACCCUCGGCAACAUCAACCCCAUGAUCAACAAUAACGGAAACUCUUUGCCCUCUUACUUCACCGGUCAAAUAAACCAUCUGUUGGGGGGUGAGGAACUGAACAGGGCUCGCAUCAUAUUCGCACUCUCCUACCGGAACACCAUCGGCCGGGUCUACAUCACACAGCACUACCAGACCCAUCAGGGUCAGGGGACUGUGUAUGACCCAGUGCACACCUACCGGAUCACCAUCCACCUCUUGAGGGAGCUCAGAGUCUUCUCCUUGGACCGAAGACAACGCUCCGAGCUGUCAGAGAUCGGAGGCAACAUCGGAAGCGGCAUCAAUGACCACGAACUUUCGUCUGUAAGAAAUACGUGGGGCCAGCUGGCGUGUGUCGGACUGCUGUUGUUCAUCGUGAUCAACGAGAGGAAUACGCCUUGCGACAGAGCUCGAGAACCGAAGCUUACUCCAAAACGUAACGUUCGAGCAAGCGCAAUUUGGUACACAUCUGUGAAUAUUCCAGAAAACAACUUCAACUACAGGCAACUUAAUCAGGACUCGGAUGAUGAUCAACCUUGCUAUACAUGUCCUUCUGUGUUCAAGAUAUGCGGAGUAAUAGUAGGAAUAAUAAUAGCAAUAACCAUAAUAACAAUAAUAAUUAUAUACAUUGAAUGAAUUAUGUUUUUUUAUUUCUGUGAAAUGCAACAAGUGGCCCAUCCCAUAUAGGAUUACAGGACACCGAUAUAACUGCACAAAGCGUGCAGUACAUACAAAAUCCAAAACACACCAUACAAUACAUUUCAUCCAGCACCGAAUAAACACACUUAAUAUAAAGAGACAUAUCCGGUUAUAUGUUGAUCCAGAUGUGUUGUCAAUCUUUAAAUGAGAACGAUUCAGACAGACAGGUUAAAUGUUUUGCACUUGACAAUUACAACUACUGUUGAGUGUGGGUGUGUGUCUGUGCGUUUUAUGCUUAUAAAUAGGUGCUCUUUCAUCUUCUCUGUACAUUUUGUAGGAAGUACAAUCAGUAAGUGCCUGAAUAGAUGUAUCUUAAUCUGUAUAUCUUUGUUAAUAGGUUUAAUGCUCAAUAAAAGAGACAAUUAAAUUAGAGAUGUUUGAUGUUCGCAAACAAAAACACUUUGCGAUAUCGAGUUAAAGGGACUUCCUUCAUUAUUAUUAUUAUUAUUCUGCACUGCGAGUGAGGGCGGGCGGUACCAUUACAUGUUUGUAGGGGUGUUCCCGUGUGGGAUGAUA
Gadus macrocephalus (Pacific cod) is the source of this 1866-nucleotide messenger RNA. RefSeq lists its product as uncharacterized. The record is from RefSeq and is a predicted model, not a curated record. Lineage: Eukaryota; Metazoa; Chordata; Actinopteri; Gadiformes; Gadidae. The transcript has 2 exons. Bases 343 to 1287 code for a protein of 314 amino acids.